This is a messenger RNA of Effrenium voratum, 4308 nucleotides long. The record is from the annotation of a GenBank genome assembly. NCBI's taxonomy places the organism in Eukaryota, Dinophyceae, Suessiales, Symbiodiniaceae.
AUGCUGCUGGUGAUCGUGUCGGCGCUUUAUCACGCCAAGCUCGGCAUGCAGGUGGUCAUCGAGGAUUACAUCCAUGGCGAGCUGGCGAAGUAUGCGCUGCUCGUCGCCAACAUCUUCUUCACCUUCGGGAUCGCGGUUCUCGCGGACCACAAGUUCGACGUGGUGGUCGUCGGCGCCGGCGGCGCGGGCCUGCGCGCGACACUGGGCAUGGCCGAGCAGGGCCUCAGAACCGCCUGCAUCACCAAGGUGUUUCCGACCCGGUCGCACACGGUCGCCGCCCAGGGCGGCAUCGCUGCGAGCCUGCAGAACAUGACGCCCGACAGCUGGCAGUGGCACAUGUACGACACCGUCAAGGGUUCGGACUGGCUCGGCGAUGUCGAUGCCAUGCAGUAUCUCGCCAUGGAAGCGCCCAAGGCGGUCUAUGAGCUCGAGCAUUACGGUGUGCCGUUCUCGCGCACCGAGGACGGCCGCAUCUAUCAGCGCCCGUUUGGCGGGCACAUGCAGAAUUAUGGCGAAGGGCCGCCGGUGCAGCGCACCUGCGCGGCUGCCGACCGCACCGGUCACGCGAUCCUGCACACGCUUUAUGGCCAGUCGCUGCGCAACAAUGCGCAGUUCUAUAUCGAGUAUUUCGCCAUCGACCUGAUCAUGGACGAGGACGGCACCUGCACCGGUGUCGUCGCCUGGAACCUCGAUGAUGGCACCAUCCACCGCUUUUCGGCCAAGAUGGUCGUGCUGGCCACGGGCGGCUAUGGCCGGGCCUAUUUCUCGGCCACAUCCGCGCAUACCUGCACGGGCGACGGCAACGGCAUGAUCGCGCGCGCCGGCCUGCCGCUUCAGGACAUGGAAUUCGUGCAGUUCCACCCGACCGGCAUUUACGGCGCGGGCUGCCUGAUCACGGAAGGCGCGCGCGGCGAAGGCGGCUAUCUGGUCAAUUCCGAAGGCGAGCGCUUCAUGGAGCGCUAUGCGCCGUCAGCCAAGGAUCUUGCCUCACGCGAUGUCGUCUCGCGCUGCAUGACGAUGGAAAUCCGCGAGGGGCGCGGCGUCGGCAAGAGCGCCGACCAUAUCCACCUUCAUCUCGAUCACCUCGACCCGGCGGUUCUGGCCGAGCGCCUGCCUGGCAUCUCCGAAAGCGCCAAGAUCUUCGCCGGCGUCGAUGUCACGAAAGAACCGAUCCCGGUGCUGCCGACCGUGCAUUACAAUAUGGGCGGCAUUCCCACCAAUUAUUGGGGCGAGGUGCUGAACCCGACCGAUGGCGACCCCGAUGCGAUCGCACCCGGCCUGAUGGCCGUCGGCGAAGCGGGCUGUGCAUCCGUGCAUGGUGCGAACCGUCUGGGUUCGAACUCUCUGAUCGAUCUGGUCGUGUUCGGCCGCGCCGCAGCCAUCCGCGCCGGCGAAGUGGUCGAUCGCGAAGCAUCCGUUCCCGCUAUCAAUCGCGCAUCCUGCGACAAGAUCAUGGAGCGGUUCGACCGGUUGCGGCAUGCCAACGGCGGUACGCCCACAGCCGAUCUGCGCCUGAAGAUGCAGACGAUCAUGCAGGAGGACGCCGCGGUCUUCCGCACGCAGGAGACGCUCGAACAGGGUUGCCGCCGCAUGGACGCAGCUCAUCAGGAGCUGGCCGACAUCAACGUCACCGACCGGUCGAUGAUCUGGAACUCGGACCUUGUCGAGACGCUGGAACUGGAAAACCUGAUGGCCUGCGCGAUCACCACGGUCUAUGGCGCCGAGGCGCGCAAGGAAAGCCGCGGCGCCCAUGCGCGCGAGGAUUUCAAGGACGGCCCGAUGGCGGGCCGCGACGACGAGAACUGGCGCAAGCACACGCUGGCAUGGAUGAGCGAGACCGGCGCGGUGACGCUCGACUAUCGGCCCGUGCACACCGAUCUUCUGGCCGAGGGCAUCGAACUGGCCAAGAUCGCGCCGAAAGCGCGGGUGUACUGUAUUCCGGUACGAGCCGGGAGCCAAUUGUCGAUGACGCCUCAGACCACGCCUACACCACAAGCCGAGCCCAAGGCCGAAGCUGGCGGAUGGGUGUUCGGCGUGACGCUGACGCUGCUCGGAUUUGGCUUCAUGCUGCAAAGCCUGUUCGACACCGACAUUGUCGUAUCGGGCCUCGUUGUUCUGGUGGUCGUUGUGCUGGUCAGCCUUGCCGGGCCCCGCCGAGGGCAUAGCGGUCGCGCGCGCUUUCUGCCGCCGCUGGUCCUGUUUCCGACGCUCCUUUUUGCGUUCUGGUACUUCAUUACCAUCAAGUUCGGCCAGUUCGGGCUUGGCCCGAUCCUGUUUCAUGCCAAUCAUGGCGUCGAAGCGAAUGGGGUCGUCAGCGAGUUCCUUCGUACCUCGCGCAUGCCGCUGGCCUAUAUCGUCGCGCUUGUCGUCGGGCUCUGGCUGCUGUCGGCGACCGACCACCGGUUUCGCCGGAUCGACCGGCUGGCGGUUCUGCCGCUGCUGGUCUUCAACCCGUUCACCUGGUCGGUGGCAGAAUAUGUCGGCGAUGCCGAAGCCGCCUCGCACAAGGUGGUCUAUAGCGGCUAUGCCGAGAUUGGCGAUCUGCGAAAGGCUGGAACCAACAGGCCAAACCUUCUGAUCCUCUACCUUGAAAGUAGCGAGCGGACUCUGAUGGAUGAAGGCGCGUUCGGCGACGUGAUGGCGCCGCUUGCGCCGUUUGCCGCACGCGGGAUCGAGCUGACCAAUCUGCACGAGGCGGCGCUGACGAACUGGACGCUGGCCGGACAGGUUGCCUCCCAAUGCGGUGUUCCGCUGAUGCCGCUCGGCCUUGUGACACACAACAGCUUUCAUUUCGUCGAUGACGCGUUCCUUCCGGGCGCCACCUGCCUUGGCGAUCUUCUGGCGCGUGACGGCUAUGAAACCGCCUUCAUGAAGGCCGCUCCGUUGCGUUUCGCCGGAACGGACAUCUAUGCGGCCGGCCAUGGCUGGCAGCGACGCCUUGGUUUCGCGGAACUGCGCGACCAGAUUCGUGCCGGCACGAUCGAAUGGGGCAUGAACGACGAAGAUCUCUACGACGCCGUCUAUCGCGAAAUCGAAGAUAUGGCGGCCACAGGCCGCCCCUAUGCGCUCGCGGCGACGAAUAUUGGUGGCCACGCGCCGCAUGGUUAUGUGUCGCCCAAGUGUCGGACACGGCCCUCGGUCACGCGCUAUACCAAUCGCAUGCUGCAGUCCUACCGCUGCACCCACGAACUGGCCGCCGAACUGCUUGAUCGGCUCGAGGUGUCCGGCCAUCUCGACAACACCGUUGUCGUGAUCCAGAGCGACCAUCUGGCGAUGCGCAACUCGGUCUACCGGCAACUCAAGCAGCGUGAACGGCGCAAUUUCUUUGUCGCCUUCGGCCCCGGCAUUGAACCGCAGGCGAUCGACCGCGACGCGACCAUGAUGGACGUCUAUCCGACCAUCCUCGAGCUGCUCGGCUAUGCUCCACCCGAUGGCCGUGCCGGGAUCGGUGUCUCGCUUCUUUCGCAGAACCAUACGCUGAUUGAAACGCACGGAUUGCCUGCGCUGGACAAGGCGAUCUACGGCGAUACGGCACUGCGCAACCGGCUCUGGGGCGUCGAGAUUGAACCCGGCCGGUCCUGGGCCCGCCCGGAAGGGGCCAACAAUCUCAAAGAGUUCCGCAUCUAUCGCUGGAGCCCGGACGACGACCAGAACCCGCGGCUCGACACCUAUUACGUGGAUCUCGACGAUUGCGGGCCGAUGGUGCUCGACGGCCUUUUGUGGAUCAAGAACAGUGUCGACCCCACACUGACGCUGCGCCGGUCGUGCCGCGAGGGGAUUUGCGGCUCCUGCGCGAUGAACAUUGACGGCACGAACACGCUGGCCUGCACCAAGGGCAUGGACGAGGUGGAAGGGCCGGUGAAGGUCUAUCCGCUGCCGCAUUUGCCGGUGGUCAAGGAUCUGGUGCCGGACCUGACCAAUUUCUACGCCCAGCACCGGUCGAUCGAGCCCUGGCUGAAGACGACGACGCCGGCGCCCGAAAAGGAAUGGAAGCAGAGCCAUGAGGACCGCGCCAGGCUGGACGGGCUCUACGAGUGCAUCCUGUGCGCCUGCUGCUCGACCUCGUGCCCGUCCUAUUGGUGGAACGGUGAUCGCUAUCUGGGUCCGGCCGUUUUGCUGCAGGCCUAUCGCUGGCUGAUCGACAGCCGCGACGAGGCCACCGGCGAGCGUCUUGACCAUCUGGAAGACCCGUUCCGGCUUUAUCGGUGCCACACCAUCAUGAACUGCACCCAGGCCUGCCCGAAGGGGCUCAACCCGGCCAAGGCGAUCGCCGAGAUCAAGCAGAUGAUGGUCGAGCGGCGCGUCUAG